AUGAAAGAAUUCGGUGUUUCUAGAGGGUUGAGACAAGGAGACCCCCUAUCUCAUUUUCUCUUUGUUUUGAUAGCGGAGGCACUCACGGCCUUGGUGAGAAAAUCUAUUGAGUUAGGCGACUUUCAAAGUUUUGUCAUCGAGGGAAAGUAUAGAGUGGACAUCCUUCAAUUUGCAGAUGACACUUUAUUGGUGGAGGAUGGUAGUUGGAAGCAUAUUCGGGCGAUUAAGGCGGUUCUUAGAGCAUUCGAGCUUGUAUCGGGCCUUGGGAUUAAUUAUCACAAGAGUAAGUUGAUUGGUAUUAAUCCUAGUUAUCACUUUUUGGAAGCGGCGUCUCACUUUUUAUCUUGUAAAGUGGAGGAUAACAAGUUUAUUUUCCUAGGCAUUCCGAUUGGUCACAAUCCAAGGUUGGAAUCUACUUGGGAUCCUCUUUUAAACAAGACGAAGGCUAGAUUGGAAGGUUGGACUAAUCGCAACUUGAAUUUAGGAGGUAGGAUUACUCUUUUGAAGUCGGUUCUUAGUUCCCUCUCCAUUUUCACCAUGUCGUUUUAUAAAAUAUCGUUGAAGGUGGUGAAGAAAUUUAAUAGCAUACAAAGUAAAUUCCUUUGGGGAGGGGUAGAGGAGAAAAGAAGGAUACAUUGGGUUCAAUGGAAAGACGUUUGUCUUCCCAUGGAGAAAGAGGCGGAUUUGUUGAAGUUGAAGAGUCGGGUGGAUGCUUUUUCCGGGUGGAGACACGGUUCGGAUUCGGUUUGUUGGACCGAAGGACCGUCGAUGGAAUUCUCGGUAGCUUCUUGUUAUAAUUUUUACUUGAAUCUCCAUAUUCCGUUCGGACCACCUAACAUUCAUGAUGGUGUUUUUGGCAUUUUGUGGAAAAUGGAGGUUCCGUAUAAAAUCAAGGCAUUUGGAUGGAGACUUUUUCUAGAUAGGCUCCCAACGGUUGACGGUUUGGUGUAUAGAGGUAUGAUCUUCUCCAUUGAUAAUUCUAAAUGUGUUUUGUGUGGUAUUGUUCCGGAAGAUUGGAACCAUUUCUUUUUUGGUUGUUUGGUGGGUACAAAGAUUCGGAGUGACAUAGCUUUUUGGAUUGGUAAAGGAGGAAUUUUGGAAAAGGAGUGUAUACCGCAUUUUAUGGAGUGGCACUCUUUCUUCCGUUCUCGUAAGAUUAUAGAUAGUAAAUUGGACGUGGUGUGGCUAGCAACCGUUUGGUCUUUUUGGUUACUUAGGAAUGGUGUGCGUUUUCGGAAGGAAGCUUGGAGCAUUAACACUACAAAAAGGAAGUUGUGCAGCGACGUGGCCCCCACGUUGCAACAUGCAAUAUCACGUGGCAACUGA
Molecule: messenger RNA, 1326 nt
Organism: Vicia villosa (hairy vetch)
Lineage: Eukaryota; Viridiplantae; Streptophyta; Magnoliopsida; Fabales; Fabaceae
Exons: 2
Coding region: 1-1326 (441 amino acids)
Source: RefSeq, a predicted model, not a curated record